AUGGUGAAGUUCGGCUCUCCCUUGCUGGCCGCACUCACGGUGGCGGCUAGCUUCUAUGACACCGCCGUAGCAAAAGCAUGUGGCCCAUCACCGGCCGUUAAAUGCUGCGGAAUGCUCAGCGGAGCCGGGUUGGGAGACAAAGUCCUCUUGCCUAACCAAACCGAAUACACCACCCGGCUUGGUUCAUACUGGUCUGUGAGCGCCGCUUUGAGUCCAUGGUGCAUGGUGCUCCCAUCCACGGCCGAAGAUGUCUCCACAAUCAUCAAGACCCUAGUGUCGAGAAACUGUACGUUCGGCGUCAAAGGAGGCGGUCAUGGGUCCUUCGCUCUUUCAAACUCGGUUAAAGACGGGGUCACCAUCGACUUCGCCAACAUGAAUGGAACCACAUACGACCCACAAACCGAGAUUGCCUCCAUCCUGCCCGGCGGCCCAUGGCAAGAGGUGUACGAAACGCUGGCGCCGCACGGGGUUACAGUUACCGGUGGCCGAGCGGGGUCGGUGGGAGUUGGUGGCUUCUUGACUGGCGGCGGGAAUUCGUUCCAUGCAGCGUCCCACGGCAUGGCCUGCGACACGGUCGUCAACUUCGAGGUUGUCCUCGCAGACGGGUCCAUCGUCAACGCCAACGCCGAGCAGCACGCAGAUCUCUGGGUGGCACUGAAAGGGGGAUCCGGCAACUUGGGCCUCGUGACCCGAUUCGACUUGCGCGUCAUCAAGUUUCCCGAUGCCACAAAGCCGGAUAUCUGGGGGAAAUUCAUCGCAUUCGAUCCCGCAGACGGCGACAGCGUCAUCGACGCCAUGGUCAACUUCACCGAGAAUGCCCACCUCGACCAAAACACCUCCUCCAUCAUGUUCUUCGGCCACGUCCCCGCAGCCGGAGGCAUGGUCCUCCAGCUCGGCCUCGAGAACACCAAGGGCAUCGCCGACCCUCCCGCCGCGGCCGGCUACCUCACUGCCGGCAAGAUCCUCUCCACCACCUCCUCCAUCGUCCCCAUGCCCGACCUCGUCCGAUCCGAAAACCCAGGCCCAACCAGCCGGCGUUCCGAACCCUUCGCUCUCGACGAAUACGGGUGUGUCCAUCGCCCAAGAAAGCUUUGGAGGGUCACGCACGGCAACUCCCAAUCUCGAGAGGACAAUGGGGAUCUCCUCGCAGCAGACGACUCGCGCGUGUUCCAUGAUGAGGCCGAACUUAAGGAAGCAGUCCAGGACCAUAUCAACUGGUAUAGCUCCCAACCAAGCUGUUUCCUGUCGGUCUUCAACGACGAGAACCACGCAGUGAACUGGGCCGCACAACGCGAGCGGAGAGACCCCCCAGCCUACAUCCAUGAGAUCGACACGGCACGGUUGUCGAUCGGCGUCGAGAUUCUGGAUAUGGAGUUGCUGAUGGACAAGUUGGAGAUCGAGAACCCGCACUCGGCCCAUGAGCUGCUGUUCCUCCACUGCAUCCCAUCCCAGUGCAUUGGUUCGGAGUACGGUUAUGAAUGGAGAAUUUACGAUGAUGGCGUUUAUGAUACCGAUGAGUCGGCUGAAGAACAGAAUCGAAACGACGAUCUACUCAAGAUGAUCGAAGGCCUGUGGGACUAA
Messenger RNA from Chaetomium globosum CBS 148.51, 1581 nucleotides. RefSeq lists its product as uncharacterized. The coding region runs from base 1 to 1581 and encodes 526 amino acids. The transcript has 5 exons. Lineage: Eukaryota; Fungi; Ascomycota; Sordariomycetes; Sordariales; Chaetomiaceae. Gene Ontology annotation, molecular function: FAD binding. The record is from RefSeq and is a predicted model, not a curated record.